This is a messenger RNA of Eucalyptus grandis, 3067 nucleotides long. RefSeq names its product TMV resistance protein N-like. Bases 31 to 2925 code for a protein of 964 amino acids. The transcript is spliced from 4 exons. Lineage: Eukaryota; Viridiplantae; Streptophyta; Magnoliopsida; Myrtales; Myrtaceae. Gene Ontology annotation, biological process: signal transduction; defense response. The record is from RefSeq and is a predicted model, not a curated record.
AUUAUCACAACUAGGGACAAAAGCAUUCUGAUGACUCAAGUGGGCUCAUCCAAUAAAGAGAUCCUCAACCAACCCAAAGAAAUUUCAUGUUAUGAAGUUCAGGGAAUGAGAUUUGAUUUAGCACUUCAUCUAUUUUAUAAGCAUGCAUUCAAAAGUGACUAUGUUGUGGAAGAAUAUGAUGCUUGUUCAAGCGAAAUUGUUCGUGCAGUGGGCAUGCUUCCUUUAGCCAUCGUGGUGAUAGGGUCCAAUCUUUUUGACUGGGGCAAAGAUUUGGGGCAUUUGGAUAAAAGAGAAAUAUGGGACGAGACGCUCAAGAAGUUAAAGGAAGGUCCUUUUGAGGAUGUCCGAGAUACAUUAAUGAUAAGUUAUGAACGAUUAGAGGAUAAGCACCAAGAAGUAUUUUUGGAUAUAGCCUGCUUUUUCAUUAAUACCGACAGAACAUAUCCAGUUAUCAUGUGGAAGGAUUGGGGAUACUUUCCUCUCAUUGCAAUGAGGGUUCUCUCUCAAAGGUCCUUGAUCAAAAUUAGAGAUGAUAAUAGAUUUUGGAUGCAUGACCAAGUUCGUGACUUUGGAAGGUACAUUGUUCGUCAAGUAUAUCCUCACAAGUUUUGUAGGGUGUGGAUACGUGAGGAUGCCCUGAAACUAUUGAAGGGAAAAAAGAGGAAUGAAGAUAUGGUGGCAUUAAGCCUGACUUUCGAUGGCUGCAGCCGCAGCAUUGCAUGUGAAGAAUUAGCUGCUCUACCAAAUCUAAGAUUCCUUCGAGCAAAAGGCAUUAAUUUCUUUGGCAACUUUAAGAAUCUUCUUUCGGAGUUAAGAUGGUUUUCUUGGGAAAUUACACAAAUGGAAUUUUAUGAGGGGAGUUUUCAUUUUGCUAAUUUGGUUGUGCUAGACCUUUCAAGGAGCAAUAUCAGAGACGACUGGGAUGGGUGGAGCCAUAUCCAGAUGACAGAAAAAUUAAAAGUUCUAGAUUUAACGGAUUGCACAAAGUUGCGGAGGACACCCGACUUUUCUAAUUUCACAUCUUUGGAGACGUUAGUACUUGCUCGGUGUUCUAACUUAUUAACAAUUCACCCCUCCAUUUCUAAGCUUCAACUCUUAGAGACUUUGAAUAUCAAAGGAUGCAGUUCUCUUGGGGAGUUGCCUGAAGAAGUCUGUUCUCUACAAUCUUUGAAGCAAAUUGUCAUGCCCCAAAAUUUUCAACUCUUGAAGCUUCCGGAAAGAAUUGGUAAUUUGAAAUCUUUGUCUAGUUUUGUAUUAAACGAGCACCCUAAAAUCUGCCAACUUCCAGACUCAAUUGGAGGGAUGGCGAAUCUUACAUACUUAUCUUUACAUGGGUGUGUGGGGAUAAAGGAACUUCCAAGUUCAAUUGGGGAGUUAAAAAUGUUGGUAGAGUUGCAAAUAUCAACGUUAGGCAUAGUUGAACUACCCAAUUCUAUCGGAAACUUAAAGAAACUUCGAAUGCUGACGUUAUGUAGAACGAAGAUAAAUGAGUUUCCUCAUACUAUUGGAGGACUAGAGAUGCUUGAAAUUUUAAAUGCCCAUAGAUCUUGGGAUUUGACAGAUAAAAAUUUGGAGGAAAUUGGGAAGCUAUUCCAUUUGACAACGUUGAACUUAGCAUUUACUAGUGUUUCUAGAUUGCCUCCAGAGAUUAGUCGCCUCCAUCUCCAAAGACUUGAAGUGGGUUCGAUUGAGCUUCAACAAGUGCCUGCUCUUCCAGCAAGUUUGAAAUUCCUUGCGGUUCAAGCUCUAGACUUCUCUCUUGUCCCUCAACCCUCAAGCAUCACCGAUUUAGAACAUCUAGAAUUACAAAGAUUCAGCAAUUCAACAAAGAUACCUCGCUCUACUUGGCAAGACUAUCAUUCAAAAGUUGAAGGAGCUAUGCUGAGAGAGCAACCGUCCUAUCAGCUUCCAUCUCGUUUGUUGGCCUUGAAACUCAGGGGUAUCAGUCCACUGCCACAUUUUUCCAACUUAAUCAAUUUGACAGUUCUGCAUGUAAUUGACUGUGCAAUAUCACACCUACCUAUCAAUCCAGGCCUAACACAUUUGAGGGAACUGUUCAUACGUAGAUGUAAAUCCCUUGAGAAAAUACCUGGUCUAUCACUCUUAAGGAGUCUGGAGCGCUUGGAACUGAAGGGCUUGAAUAGGCUAGUUGAGAUUCAAGGUUUGUCGGAACUGGAAUCUUUGCAGUAUCUCAUUCUUUCCAGCUGUGAUCUUAUAGGACAGUUACCCAACUUAUCCAAGUUGGGUAAGCUACAACACUUGGAGCUAGAAGCUUGUCCAAAUGUAAGAGCCAUUGAAGGCAUCGAGGGCUUAGAAAGCUGGGUGUUGGAUAGUCAUGGCCGCACUAUCCUGGAAAGAUUAUUAGAUGUCUCAAGAUCAACUUGGCUUUCCCAUAGGUUACCUAUGUACGAUGUGUUCCUGAGUUUUAGGGGACGAGACAGUCGUUUCAGCAUUGUCAAUUUCCUUCACUAUGAGAUGUUACAAGAUCGAAUUUCCGUUCAUAGUGAUGACGAUGAUUCAAGGUCCAAUGAAAGGAUUGGAGAAGAGAUUCUACAAGCACUCGCUAACUCCAAUAUCUAUAUACCCGUCUUCUCUAGAAACUAUGCUUCCAGUUAUUGGUGUCUUCGCAAACUUACCCAGAUGGUAAAAUGCACAACAGAAUCAAGGGGGAAAAGAAGAAUCCUCCCCAUGUUCUACGAUGUGGAGAUUGAUGAUGUUAAGCUUGAAACUGAUUUAUAUAAAAGCGACCUAGACAAGCACCAGACGAACUUCGACCACAGUGAAGUGAAGGCAUGGAAAGAGGCCCUAAUUGAGGUCGCAGCAAUGAGGGGGUUCAUCUUGAGAAAUAACAGCUACGAAGAAGUACUUCGAUUGGUUACUGAAGAGAUUUAUAAGGCAAGGAAAUUGUUAGAUGUUGACUCUUGAAGCCUUCUUUUGGUCGGUUGUCAAAGAAAAGGUGAAUGUGUUUGCUAUUAAUGUAAUGAAAUUCUCCCCCACUCCAUUCUGAUUCUAUUGUUUGGAGGAUCUAGAUAUUUCAUUUGGUAAUGAAAUUGGUUUGCGAUGCUAA